Molecule: messenger RNA, 1950 nt
Organism: Phoenix dactylifera (date palm)
Lineage: Eukaryota; Viridiplantae; Streptophyta; Magnoliopsida; Arecales; Arecaceae
Product: protein ELC-like
Biological process (GO): endosome to lysosome transport; protein modification process; protein transport
Cellular component (GO): ESCRT I complex
Molecular function (GO): ubiquitin binding
Source: RefSeq, a predicted model, not a curated record
CGACGCGAAGGAAAAAGAGAAAUGAAAAGACGUUCUUGAACAAGAUUCCAUCAAAAACAAAACAGCUUUCUUGAAGAAGACGAUAGACCGGGGAAAUAAAGGGGAAGAACUCGUCGCUCCGGCGACUAAAAUCUCCGGUCGUCCGCCGCCCUCGUCCAUAUGGCCCCUCCGCCGCCGCCGGUCCCGGCCGCGCCGGGCGCCCAGUACGCCCAGCAGUUCCUCAGCACCGCCCUCUCCCAGCGCGGCCCAGCGGCGCUGCCGUACGCGGAGGACGUGAAGUGGCUGAUCAGGCAGCACCUGGUGGCGCUGGCCGAGUCGUUCCCCUCCGUCCACCCCAAGGCCUCCGCCUUCACCCACAACGACGGCCGCACCGUGAACCUCCUCCAGGCCGACGGCACCAUCCCCAUCGUUUACCAGGGCGCCGUCUACAACAUCCCCGCCGUGAUCUGGCUCCUCGAGUCCUACCCUCGCUCCCCUCCCGCCGUCUUCCUCUCCCCCACCCGGGACAUGGUCGUCAAGCCCGGCCACCCCCACGUCGACCGCUCCGGCUCCGUCCUUGUCCCCUACCUCCGCUCCUGGGUCUUCCCCUCCUCCAACCUCGUCGACCUCGUUCGUUCCCUCGCCCACAUCUUCGGCCUCGAUCCCCCCCUCUACACCCGCCAGAACCCCAAUAACAAUCCCACCAACCCUAACCCCAAUCCCGCCCCUUCCCCAUCCCCGUCCCCCGCUCCGUCCCCGUCGUCUUCAUCCUUGUCGUCUCGGAUCUACUCUUCUUUGUCGCCCUACGGUGGGCGAUUCCCGCCCUCGCCGCAGGCGGCGGCCUCAAGGCCGACCGAGGACGCGGCCGAGGUCUACCGCCGCAAUGCAACCAGCAAGAUCAUCGAUGUGGUGCACGGCGAUAUGGCAGGUCUACGGAGAUCGCGGGAGGCUGAGAUAGAGGGGCUGUUCAGCACCCAGGCGGAGUUGAGGCGGAGGGAGGAGGAGCUUUCGAAGGGUCUGAAGGAGAUGUUGGAGGAGAAGGAGGGAUUGGAGCAGCAGUUGCAGUUGAUUUUGAUGAAUACGGAUGUGCUGGAGGGGUGGCUGAGGGAGAAUGAGGGGAGGAGGAGGAAGGCUGGGGAUGUGGAUGUGGAUGAUGCUUUUGAGCCAGCGGAUGUGCUGUCGCGGCAGAUGCUGGAGUGCACGGCGGCGGACUUAGCGGUGGAGGAUAUAAUUUACUCGCUGGACAAGGCGGUGCAGGAGGGGUCCAUCCCGUUCGAUAUGUAUCUGAAGAGCGUGAGGGCAUUGUCGAGGGACCAGUACUUCCAUCGGGCGAUGUCAACCAAGGUGCGGGCAGCUCAGGUGCAGGCACAGGUAUCAAGCAUGGCGGCAAGGGUGCCUCACCAUGCUUCAUAGGGGAGAGAUUGAACCAUCAGCCUUUGUCAUUGAGGAGGGUUGGGUGAAUACAAAUAUGACAAGCCAAGUAUCAGGUGAAGCUGGAGUGCAUCAUCCAAGGCAUUUUUCUUUGUUACAAAGGCAAGGAACCAACCAUUUCAGUAUUAGCUACCUCCUUGGACUGCAUCAGGGCUCGAAGGAUUUAUCGUUUCAAUCGUGCAUCGCUGCAGAACCUGCCGGAGCGCCAGUAUGGAGACCUGCUGUCGCACCUGUGCCUGAUAAUGUUCGUAUAAAUGUUGUCCUCACGCCCAUUACGUUCACUGCGAGUCUGCCGAAAACGAACAUUCUGAAUUUGGGCUGGCGUUAGGGGAUCAAUUUGCUUCUAUUAGGAGGGAGCAUCUUACACCAAUCUGACCCUAAUACUAACAUUUAGAAACUGACUGACUGACUUCGGGAGAAACAUCAGUUUGAUAGAGCAUCAAAUUGUCUGUAUUAGUAGAGCAUUUAACGCGGAUCCCACCAUAACCCUAGGAAUUCUGAACCGAGACUGGUUUUUAGGAUAACAGCAUCGUUUGGCUC